AGCGGAGCAGCCGGAGCGCUGGCUUAGGGGCGAUGCAGACCAACAUGACCGGUUCUCGCCCCAGCCUAGGAGGGGGACUUGGGGGGUCCAUGAGUGCCAGUGGGGGUCUGAGUGGCACUGGCCUGAGUGGGGGCCUCAGCACUAGUGGGCUCAGUGGUGCCACGGCCAUGUCUACGGCAGGGGGAGCCCAGGCGAUGCCACACUUCGACUGCGACGGAGACAUUACGCCUCCAUUCUCAUCCAUCAACAGACCAUAUCUAUUCAACGAAGUCAACAGUUCCCCGAGCAGUCUGAGAGGCUCACAUCAGGACCUGAGUUCUCAGCAUCGAGUACACAUGAACACACCCAACAAGAACAGUGUGAACGGAUUCGCGGGUUGCCCACCCAAGGACGAGAGAACCGGUGGCGUCGUUCCCCCACCUUUCGGAAGCUAUGAUAAAAGACUGGCGUGAGCCCCGAGCCCCUUCGAGGACCCCCCUGCAGCCGCGGAGAACUGAGAGGGAGAGGCACCGUGGCACCGCUUCGAGUUCCCGGCACCAAGAGGCACUCCGCGCACAGAUGAGGACGAUGGCCCCGGCGCUCUCGUGAAGCGGUGGCCGCUUCGCCGGCGAGUCGGAAUGUCGUCGACGAGUCAAUAAGAGUCGUGGAAGAGCAAGACAGAGUCGCCGACGAGUAGGAGAGGGUCGUGGAAAAGGGAAAAAAAGUCGCCGACGAGUAAAUAAAGGGUCGUCGGAGAGUCAAGAGGAAAGGAAAAGUCAGAAAAGGGUAAAGCGCAAGAGAUGGCGUCGCGCGAGUGAGUUGAAUAUUCGCCGACUAAUUGCGUCGUGAUCGAGGGAAGAUCGGAAGAGCGUCUUUCCUCUUUAUCCAUCCCUUUAAGCCAAAGCGAACGAUUGCCGUCGGAUUUCAAGAUUCGUUUCCAUAUCUACGGGUGACGAAAUGAUCAAAUUCACUUCGACUGCGAGAGUGCGGUCGUAGAAUAGAUGUAUAAGAUAAAAAACAAAACAAAAACAAGGGGAAUAAUGAAAAUAAAGGAAUUACUGAAUUGAAAAAAAAAAAAUGCAAAUUGUCCCUGAUUUCACAAGGAAUUAUCAAAUCACGUUGCUCAAUGCCUAUUCUGAGGAAAUGAAAAACAAAUUAUUCAUAACGAGCCCAUCUGUUUAUAUCCUCUGAUUGCUCUCAUAAAUAAUAUAAAUCAAUAACAAUAAAAGACUCAUGACAAGGCACUUAUACUAUAAAAAUAAUACGAGUUUCUAAAUAGGUUGUACUAUAUGAUCAGGAACACUCUGUGAGUGUUGUAAGUUCUCGAACAGUUCCUUUUUUUAACUUUUGAGAACUGUUUUAUCUCGACAAGCGCAUUUGACAUAAAUGCACUCAAGGUUAGAUCAUAAGGAUCGAAUCUUAAGUGGUUUUCUAAAUACCGCUGUUCAGCACACAAAAACAGGAGAACGUGUGUGCUCACACACGCGCAUACACAGUUACAUGCACUCACAUAUAGACACACACACACAUA
Messenger RNA from Penaeus chinensis, 1510 nucleotides. RefSeq lists its product as uncharacterized. The record is from RefSeq and is a predicted model, not a curated record. The coding region runs from base 33 to 452 and encodes 139 amino acids. NCBI's taxonomy places the organism in Eukaryota, Metazoa, Arthropoda, Malacostraca, Decapoda, Penaeidae. The transcript is spliced from 4 exons.